CCUCCUUGCGCGACAACCUACGACAACACUCUUCACAACAUGUCGUCUGAUUGGGUACCUAACUCUUGGAGGUCUAAAAGCAUCGCUCAGGAUGUAACGUAUCCUGACGAGCAACACCUAGAAAAAGUCCUGUCGAAGAUCAAGACACUUCCUCCACUCGUAACCCCAUCAGAGAUCGAGCGUCUCCGGAAUCAGCUCAGCCUCGUGCAGCGAAACGAGGCCUUCCUCCUUCACGCAGGCGAUUGCGCAGAAAGCUUUGACGCCUGUACUCAUGAAAACAUAUCCGCCAAAAUCGGGCUCAUCCUAUCUUUCUCCUUGAUAUUAAUUUGGGGUGCGCGUCUCCCUGUCGUGCGAAUCGGACGCAUUGCGGGACAAUAUGCCAAGCCGCGCAGCAGUGGGAUAGAGAAAAUUGGUGAUCGUGAAGUCUUCAGCUUUCGCGGGGACAAUGUAAACGGGCUGGAUCCCGACGAUAGAACCCCUGAUCCCGAAAGGCUGCUCAGCGCAUACUUUCAUUCGACAGCGACGUUGAACUACCUGCGUGGGUUACUCACCUCCGGCUUUGCAUCCCUCCAUCAUCCCCGCGAUUGGUCCCUUUCCCAUGUCCGAUCUCCAUCACUCCGGACCGAGUUUGAAACGAUCACCGAAGGUCUCGCGGACGCGCUUGAUUUCACGCGCACGAUCGGCUUUGAUUCGGGUAGGGAGGCUGUGAAUUAUGAGCAAGGUGGGGGCCGUGGCGUCCUUGGUGAAGUCGAUUUCUACACAAGGCAAGGCCUCAUGCUACCAUACGAAGAAGCCCUUACUCGCGCGUUCCCUAUCCCUCCCGCGUCGCCUUCGUCGUCAUCUCCUACCGUGCCUACGGCCCAUUACAACAUUUCGGCCCAUUUCCUCUGGAUCGGUGAUCGCACGCGACAGCUGGACGGUGCACACGUGGAAUAUUUUAGAGGCAUACGGAACCCCAUCGGGAUCAAGGUAGGACCCAGCAUGCUCGGAGAGGAGCUUGUUAGGCUCUUAAGUGUUGUCAACCCUGACCGGGAGAGUGGACGAGUCACGUUGAUCACCAGGUACGGUGCUAGCAAGAUAGAAACUCACCUGGAAGGUCAUAUCAAAGCCAUUCAGCAGUCAUCCCAUCCCGUAAUCUGGAUUUGCGAUCCUAUGCAUGGAAACACACAAACGUCGACUACGGGUCUCAAGACUCGGCAUUUCGGCAACAUCAUCUCGGAGCUCACCUCCUGUCUGCGCAUACACGCUGACUGUGGUUCGCAGCUCGGCGGCGUCAGUCUAGAGUUCACAGGCGAGAUGAACGAGGAAGGAUUCAGCGUCACCGAAUGUCUAGGCGGCAGCAUGGAGCUGGCUGAGGAAGAGCUGGGUUUGAGGUACCAGAGCUUCUGUGAUCCGAGGCUGAAUUUUGAGCAAUCGCUGGAUGUCGCGUUCUUGAUUUCAAAUCAUUUCAAGAAUCAGCGCAGGGGAGUUAAAGCUGGGAGGAAUGACGUGCUCUAUACGGAGCUUGGAGGGAAGAAAACGGCGUGACUUGUGCGCCACUGGAUGCAUGGAAGGGAUGUCUUUGCAAAAAAGAAGAGAGCAAAGUCAAACUGCUGCGAGAGCAGUCCCUUCGGUUCCAUAAUAGCAGGGCAGCCUAAAUGCAGUGACAAACGAAGUAUUGUACAAUUGCGCAGGCGGAUCCUAUCUUGCCUUAAACUUAGGUGGGACAAGUGCUAGAU
Heterobasidion irregulare TC 32-1 is the source of this 1718-nucleotide messenger RNA. RefSeq lists its product as uncharacterized. The transcript is spliced from 16 exons. The coding region runs from base 40 to 1527 and encodes 495 amino acids. The record is from RefSeq and is a predicted model, not a curated record. Gene Ontology annotation, molecular function: 3-deoxy-7-phosphoheptulonate synthase activity. Gene Ontology annotation, biological process: aromatic amino acid biosynthetic process. Lineage: Eukaryota; Fungi; Basidiomycota; Agaricomycetes; Russulales; Bondarzewiaceae.